Molecule: messenger RNA, 1882 nt
Organism: Daldinia loculata
Lineage: Eukaryota; Fungi; Ascomycota; Sordariomycetes; Xylariales; Hypoxylaceae
Product: UbiD family decarboxylase
Exons: 3
Coding region: 429-1565 (378 amino acids)
Biological process (GO): ferulate metabolic process; cinnamic acid catabolic process
Cellular component (GO): cytoplasm
Molecular function (GO): carboxy-lyase activity
Source: RefSeq, a predicted model, not a curated record
AUAAUCUCCAUACCAUCCCCUAUCUUAGCUAACGGAGCGCCUCAGUACGGUUCGGGGCCUGGGAAAACGGGUAGGUCAUACCUAGUUCAAGAGAUGUCGUGAGCGAAAUGGACUAAGAAAUAUGCUUUUCUCUACCGAUAUCUAUCAGUAUACCUUACCAAUCCUACCAUAUUUCGUUUAUUCUAGCCCCCGAACUAAUCCGGAUCGUCAGACUCGGCAUGGCUCGGAGCCUUCGGGGGCCUCGGAUUAGGGGGCCGCACCCCGGAGACAUGAUAUUAUCGACGCAAAGGCCUUGUUUCGGGUAAAUAUAAAUAAUACUGAUGAAUUCCUGAUCCUCGCUGGCAAUAUCAAUCCGAACCAUCAGCAUAAACCCCCUUGAACAAUAGUAUAAGUAACUUUCAGUUUUCCACCCAGUAUCAGAAGAGAAAAUGGCAUCCUCCACUCCGACAACUUCUAUCAACCAGCAGGACCUCCCCCACUUGAGCUUCCGGUCGUAUGUCCAGGCGCUCAAAGACGACGGUGAUAUCGUCGAGAUCAACACGGAAUGUGAUCCGCACCUCGAAGUCGGCGCCAUCACCCGGAAGGCCCUCGUAGACCAGGAGCGAGCGCCCUUAUUCAACAAUCUCAAGGGCCAGAACGAGAACGGUCUCUGGCGCAUCCUGGGAGCUGUGAACGGGCUAAGGCCAAACACAGAGCAGGUGUUUGGCCGCGUGGCUAGACACAUUGGCUUGGACCCUACAGCAUCCGCCAAGCAGAUAAUGGACAAGGUCAUCGCGGCCAAGAGCGCCGCGCCUAUCCCCCCGAAGGUCGUUAAGUCCGGUCCCUGCAAGGAGUUUCGCCUUACGCCCGAUCAUUUCGACCUAGAAACGCUGCCGUGCCCCCUUCUGCACCAGUCCGAUGGCAGAAAAUACGUCCAGACGUACGGCAUGCAGUGUUUCCAGUCUCCAGAUGGUAGUUGGACUAACUGGGCGAUCGCACGUGCUAUGGUGCACGACAGGAAUCACCUGGCUGGAGCCGUAUUGCCAACCCAGCACAUCGGCAAGAUCCUCGCUAUGUGGCGGAAGCUAGGGAAAGACAUGCCCGUAGCGAUUGCGUUCGGCGUUCCGCCCGCCGCCAUCAUGGCCGCAAGUAUGCCCUUACCAGAUGGCGUGUCCGAGGCCGAGUACGUCGGCUCGCUCGUCAGUGCCCCUGUGGAAGUUGUCAAGUGCGAAACCAACGACCUCUAUGUCCCUGCAAACUCCGAGAUCGUUUUCGAGGGGACUAUCUCGGCCACGGAGACAGCGCCUGAAGGCCCCUUCGGCGAGAUGUACGGGUAUCUCUUCCGCGAAGAAGUGCAGCAGUGGGCCAAGUAUACCAUCAACAUGAUCACGCACCGUAAAGACGCCAUUUUGCCAAUUUCUACCCCGGGGAGACUAACUGAUGAGACCGUACGUCAUGUCAACAUCCUGUGCAGAGCUACAGAAAUGUCGGUCUUUCAGAUGCGGAGAAACGGAAAGGUCAAUACAGUCAAUCUUGUUCAAAGUAAGCAGUGGGGUAGAUGGUGUCGUGCUUUUCCGAGACUCUAGGUGCUGUAUCCCAAGAUGGCAAAGCCAGCUCAUAGCUUGUCGAUACGUCAAGCCUUCACCAUCGUUGCCGGGAGUAAGAAUAGGCAGAUCUUCUUCACUCAUAUCACUGCACGACGGGUGAUGUCCAAGAGCCAUAGAGAGCAAUGCUUCCUGCCGCACAAUGGCAAGUCUAGUCGGAUCAACGACUUAACAGGUAGGUAUAAGGUUGGGAACUUGUUAAGACAUACCGCAAAAGCAUCGCAUCUUCCAAAGUCACGGUUGAUGAACUAGAUCUGGAUUGUCGUAUAUGAAUAGAUAGACUUCGUGCAAGUCGUAUC